Molecule: messenger RNA, 695 nt
Organism: Alternaria rosae
Lineage: Eukaryota; Fungi; Ascomycota; Dothideomycetes; Pleosporales; Pleosporaceae
Exons: 2
Coding region: 194-499 (101 amino acids)
Biological process (GO): protein ubiquitination
Molecular function (GO): ubiquitin protein ligase activity
Source: RefSeq, a predicted model, not a curated record
AGUCACGGGUGAACGCUCUGUCUAUUUCACCUCAUCGUGCACUCUCCAACGACUUGAGUUAUUUCACAUUGCGUCCUCUCCUUUAUUUCUUUUUGCUCUACAUCAGAGUGAACUCACAUCUGCACGACUACUUGAGAUCGCAUGGCCCCUUAAACAGCUUCCCAACCUCACCUCCACAACCUAAGCAAUAAUCAUGUUCGACAAGCUAUUCGGUGUUACGAAGAAGACGUUCCUCGAGAAGAUUGUUGUUCGCGCUAGCGACCACGACAAAUUCAACGACAAUAAGUGCAUGUUCUGUUGGGGCUCAUACGACGAAGAUCAUCGCGCUGUUCGCGUGCAGCCAUGCAACCAUGUAUUCGGACGCGACUGCCUCGAAGAGAUGAUCAACGCCCAGAAUGGAGACCAAUGUCCCAUCUGCCGAACAGUGUGGUUUCAGCCUCCUUUCAGAGUUUUCCUCGGAUGUCUCCUUCUAGACAACCUUAUGCGUCUGCAACUUUGAAUACUUUUCGCUACUUAUCGACUGAGAGCAUUCUGGUACAGACUCAAACCGUUCUGGUAUAGACUUCCGGCCUUGAUCAGGUUUCCACUCAAAACCAUCAACUCCUGGUUCUACAUGUCAAACCCGUACUACCAGAUCGACUUUAUCUUACAGCACCUUACCAAUAUAUAUCCGAGGAACCAGAUCUUAGAACUCC